UGGCUCAGCUGAUGUUGAGGAGGGGCCCCUCUCUCCACUGGCUCCUCGGGGCCUCCCUCUCCCAGCUGCAGGAGCUGCUCCCUGAGGUCCCUCACAAAGUCAUCAAGGUGACCUGGCCAGUCAUCUCCUCUCACUUUAGUGUCCUGGGGCCGGAUUCACAAAACACUUCUUACGCAAAAACUUAAGAAUCUUAAGAGAAAAAAAAAAGAAGUUCAUAAGAUAGUUUGAAAGUGCAAUUCCUAAACAAUAUCUUAAGAUUUAAUUAUUUUCUUACUAACUUCUCAAAUAUCUUCUUACAAAUCUUAAGAUGUUUGUUGCUAGGCAACCAUUUUAGCUCACUAUCUAGCUAGCAAUGGCAAUCAUGUUAGCAUAUUUCUUACUGAGAUUACUGUUCUAAAACAUGUUCUUGGGUUUAAAAUAAUAAAUACUGAAACUUUCAGAUGAAGUUUGUGAGUGAAUUAAACAUGUUCAAUUGCUUUAAUGAGCGUUUUCUCUCACUGCCCUGAGUUUAAGACAAGGGUUUAGCUAUCUUGGAAUUAAACAUUUUUCAAUAACUUUAUUUUCAAUAAUCUAAUUUCUUCUUUACUUUUUGCUUAAGGAGAAACAUAAGAAAUAGCGCAAGAAAAUGAAAAAAUGGCAGUUAAGAAGAAAUCUCUUCUUAAGAAGGUUUUGUGAAUCUGGGCCCUGGUCUUGUCAUACACCUUGCCUUUACUGGGAAGACAAUAUGGGGUUGUAUAUUGUAUCUUUUUUGUAUAUGACAAUGUAGAUGGAUGUGUUUUCCAUAUGCUAUGGAGCAGCUGCACCCUCAUCAUUACGAACUUUGUCAACUUUGUUUAUCAGCCAAACUCUUUGGUGGUGCUGUAUUGAUAAUACUUGCAGUAAUACAAUAUCUUCUUUUUAUUCCAGCUCUUCAGUGACACCACGUCUCUGUACAAGCUGACUGUGGCUGCCUCCUCUCCAGAGUCUCACACUGAACUCACUCAUCAGAAAGACCACAGUAGCCCCACUGACCCUUGUCAAUCAACACACACACACACCGAGUCACACACACACCGCGACCCUCACACACACCACGACCCUCAUACAAGCCUCGACCCUCACAAACACCACUGUCCACACACACACCUCGACCCAGAACCAUUCAAGCCCAACCCCAACAGCUUCCUCGCUGGCUCCCCCAAUGCUGAGAGUGUAGCUGGGAGCUUCUAUGAAGAGAGCUCUGUCAUGACCAAGGAGGACAGUGCAGACUUCCAGGUGGACUUGAGUCGCUCCUUCGGCUCCCAGCAGGCCCCUUUCCAGCACACCUGGAGCCACAACCCAUGGGAGGCAGAUGAGGAGAGUGAUGAGGUGAAGUUUGUAGGCUGGAAUAGAGGAGGAGGAGGAGAGGAGUGGAUGUCCAGAGCAUCCCUACACCAGGAGCCUUGUGGCUCCCCCAGAGACUACGCGCCAGAGAACCCUUUUCAGACAGACCCCUCGUCCUAAUUCAGCUACAGCACCAACACGCAAAGACCAGCGUACUCCGAAAACCAGAUGUACUCGUUCUCUACAGUAGGCUACAGUGAACAGCAGCAGUACCCUGAUGGCAGCCACUACCCCAGCCUGGCCUCGCCUAGAGGAGCUCUGCCAUGGGGGGACAGUAGCAUUGACAGCCCCUACAGCACUACCCAGGGUAGGGGAGACAUGAGUGUGACACCUGACCAUGAGACCAGUUACAGGACGGGGAUGGAGAGGAAGAGGAGAGCAGAGGGCCCAAAGAUGGUUGGCACAGGUGAACAA
Molecule: messenger RNA, 1776 nt
Organism: Coregonus sp. 'balchen'
Lineage: Eukaryota; Metazoa; Chordata; Actinopteri; Salmoniformes; Salmonidae
Source: the annotation of a GenBank genome assembly